AGAUUCCCCUUGCAAAACCUGAGCGACCUUUCCAUCAAUUGUUGGGUUCGGGAUCGCCAGGAGCCCCGAGCGCACCAGGCGCGAAGGCAAGGGGAGAGGAGCCGGCCACAGGCGGGGGCCAAGCGGAGUUUGCCUACCUCCCUCGCUCGCCCAAGCAAGUCCUUUCGCGCAGGGCGCAGGGCGCGCGCGAUGAAGGCGGUGAGCCUGGUGCGCCCUUCAGGCCGCAAGGCGCCGUCAGGCUGCGGCAGCGGGGAGAUGGCGCUGCGCUCUCUGGCCCAACAUGGCCACAGCCUGGGCGGCUCGGCCGCCGCGACCGCCGCGGCGGCGGCAGCGCUCUGCAAGGUGGCCAAGGCGGUGACCGACGAGCCGGAGCUGUGCCUGUAGUAGCUGUGCCUGUAGCCUGUAGCCUGCGGAGGCUGGUGCCCACCAUCCCGCCCAACAAGAAAGUCAGCAAAGUGGAGAUCCUGCAGCACGUUAUCGACUACAUCCUGGACCUGCAGCUGGCGCUGGAGACGCACCCGGCUCUGCUGAGACAGCCACCGGCUCUGCUGAGACAGCCACCACCGCCCGCGCCACCGCACCACCCGGCAGGAUCUUGUCCAGCAGCGCCGCUUCGGACCCCGCUCACUGCGCUCAAUACCCACCCGGUAUGCAGCCGCCUGAGCCCAAGCCAAGAGCUCUAGAGAGGGAGGGGGAAGAGCAGAAGUUAGAGCAAAGCCAACGGAGGAAAGGAAAACACAUCAGCAAAUGUUGAAACGUUUCACUCGUCAUUCCAAGAGAGGGACAGGAAAGAAAACAAAACUUUCAUUUUUUUUUUUUUUUUUGCACGUCCAUAAACAUGUUACAUACAUAUUCUCUUUUGUCUCUUCUUUUAUAACCGCUGUGAAGUGUACGUUUCUGUGGUUUUUGGAGGUGCAGUUAAAGUCUUAAGUGUGACAGGACUGAUAAAUAGAUGAUCCAGAGUAAAUCCGACUUUAGAAGGCUACUUUGUGACCAAGGAGCUCAAUUUUUCUUUUGAAGCUUUACUAAUAUACCCCAGAGCAUUGUAGAUUUUUUUACAUCUAUUGUUUAAAAUAGAUGAUUAUAACUGGGCAGGGAACUUUCUUUUCCCUGCAAGAAUGUUACAUAUUGUAUAGAUAACUGAGUGACAUUUCAUACCAUGUAUAUAUACAGAUGUUCUAUAAGUGUGAGAAAGUAUGUGCUUUAAUAGACUACUGUAAUUAUAAGGUAUUUUUAAUUAAAUAUUUUUUGUAAAUAUUAUGUGUGUGUGUGUUUUUUCAAUCUGUGGGAAUAUUUCUUUUGGAAAAUGAUUUUUCAGCUCAACUGCAGAGCUCUUGAUAUCUUGAAUGUCUUUUCUGUUUGGCCUGGCUUUUAAUUGUUUUUGUUUUGCCCUUAUGGAAGACUCUGAAGUACCAGUUUUUUGUGCCACUGAGCCGCGCUAUCCAGGUGAGCGCACAUUUCCUGUCUCGGGUGGCACAUCACCAGAGACGCCCUUCCCCAGGCACCGCGGUGUUCUUUGCCCUCAGCUUUUCCGAGUGUAAACUCCCAAGGAAGUGAACACUUCUCUCCGCCGCCCAGUUAGCCAGAGGACCUGCACAUCGCUUUAGAACCAGGCUGUCCUCUUAAGGGACACUAGUCAGCUCUCCUCCCAGGUGUCCCCUGGCCUCUCCAGGUGACCGGCGGGCUCGCCCUGUCCUCUCUGCACCUCUAGGGAAGGCACCCUCGGGGGCAUGGACGCCUCCCUGGCUCCCCCGCGCAGCCUGACACCCAUAAAGAGGGGCGAGGGCAGGUCAGCGCUCCGGCUUCCCAGAGGCCCACGCUACCUCCUGGGCGCCGCACCUGCCGAGGGCUGCAGGUGUUGUCUGACCUGGCGGUUUGUUUGGGUUGUUGAUCGCGCACAUCUUGAAUUUUGUCGGUGGCGCCAGCAAGUCUGCAGCGGGAAGGUUCACACAAAGGAAAAACUCCUGAUUUUGUAGACUUUCAUUGUAUAGGCACAACCAAAGAGUAAGAGUCAUUUGAAACCAUGGAAAGAAAGUAAAUACCCCACACAGUGGACAUUGCUUCUAAGGUUGUAAUAAAAUCCUCACAUCUCAAACAUCUUAUGGUAAAGCUGGAAAAAAAAUACCUUUUCAUUUCAAAGAACUCAUAUACUCUGCUAUUGUAUAAAUCCUACUCAACUUUAUUGUCAAGCUUUAACUGCAUUUUUAGAACUUUUAAGAAUUUUGACUCCCCAAUACCUAUUGUAUUAGAUGCCUUCUAUGACAAUAAAUCUUCACUGAGCAAAA
Molecule: messenger RNA, 2285 nt
Organism: Marmota monax (woodchuck)
Lineage: Eukaryota; Metazoa; Chordata; Mammalia; Rodentia; Sciuridae
Product: lysyl oxidase homolog 1-like
Exons: 2
Biological process (GO): negative regulation of transcription by RNA polymerase II; circadian regulation of gene expression; cell differentiation
Cellular component (GO): nucleus; cytoplasm
Molecular function (GO): protein dimerization activity; transcription regulator activity
Source: RefSeq, a predicted model, not a curated record